Drosophila obscura is the source of this 3030-nucleotide messenger RNA. It is a transcript of the gene Prestin, whose product is annotated as sulfate anion transporter 1. Bases 460 to 2649 code for a protein of 729 amino acids. Gene Ontology annotation, molecular function: chloride transmembrane transporter activity; sulfate transmembrane transporter activity; oxalate transmembrane transporter activity. NCBI's taxonomy places the organism in Eukaryota, Metazoa, Arthropoda, Insecta, Diptera, Drosophilidae. The transcript has 6 exons. The record is from RefSeq and is a predicted model, not a curated record. Gene Ontology annotation, biological process: transmembrane transport. Gene Ontology annotation, cellular component: membrane.
CAAAAGCAACCAAACAGACAACGUAAUUGUUUGGCAACCGAAUCGAAUACCAACCAAAUUUCAUUUACGAGUUGUUUCCGCAAGAAACCCAAACAUCAUAUAAAAUCGGUGGGCAGAGAGGCCUGGAAGCGUUUAAAAGACUUGCACGAUCGCCAGCAAAGGCGACGUCGACUACUAACCCACGAGGAUAAUCCCAUCCUAUAUACGAACAUCAAUAGCGAAGACGUAACCUUGUUAAUACCUAUAUCUAAGAAGAGACUAAGCGGUGCAAUACCCAAGCCAAAAGACGCACCCGAAGGGGAUACUGAGGACACAGAGGACACCAACUGCUCCGUGUUCCAGCUAAGAGAGUCGCAAUUUCAGCGAGAUCUACGAAUCCAUCCCUACACAGACACCAAUGUAGCACGUUGUGGUGGAGGGAAACAGAGAGUCCAAGAAGUAGCAGAAGAUAUUGCCAUCAUGCCUAGCGAUAAAGAGAGUCAAGAAACCAAUCCCCUGAACAAUAACAACACAAAUGGAAAUGGAAACGGAAGUGCAGGUGGCAGUGGGAGUGGCAAUGGGAGCACACAAAGCAAACCAAAAAUCCAGCCCAAGUACAGCAUCCAUCGGGAUGUGCUCACCCACGAGUUGGUCAUCAAGGAGACGGGCUACGCGGCACGCGACAAGAGCAUACCCUCGUCCCUGCGCAGCUGCUGGCAGAGCUGGAACUUCUUCGCACUCUUCACGGGCGUGAUACCCAUCCUGCAGUGGCUGCCCAAGUACUCGCUCAGGCGGGAUCUCGCUGGCGAUGUCAUUGCCGGCUUUACGGUGGCUAUUAUGAACAUCCCUCACGGCAUGGCCUACGGCCUCCUGGCCGGUGUCUCCGCUGGCAACGGCCUAUACAUGGCUGUCUUUCCGGUGCUGGUCUAUCUGCUGCUCGGCACGUCCAAACACAUAUCGAUUGGCACCUUUGCGGUGGCCAGCAUGAUGACGCUUAAGGUGGUGCAGACUUACGCCACUGUGGAUUCCACGGGCUCCCCACUGACGGCGCCUACGAAUGUUACAAUGACAGGGGCGCCCCUGCUGCUGGCCAACGCCACGGCGGCGAGCCUUACGCCGCCGGUGGAUGUGAUCACAAACCUGGAGGUCGUCACAUCCCUGGCCCUGGCGGUGGGCAUUGUAAAUCUGUUGAUGGCCUUCUUAAGACUGGGCACGCUGGCCUCCCUGCUGAGUGAUCCGCUGGUGAAUGGAUUUACGACGGCGGCCGCCUGUCAUGUGGUCACGGCGCAGCUGAAGGAUGUACUGGGCAUCGAGGUGGAGCGGUACAAGGGCGCUUUCAAGAUCGUUUACACGCUGAUCGAUGUGGUCAAGAGCGUGCCGCAAACGAAUCUGGUCAACUUUGGCUUCUGCGUGGGCGUGAUCGUCUUCAUGGUGAUAUGCAACGAGUGCCUGAAGCCGUACCUGAGCAAACACUGUCGCCUGCCGCUGCCCGCCGAGCUGAUAGCCGUGAUUGGUGGCACCCUGAUCUCGAAGUGCUUCGAUCUGUAUCCGCAGUUCGACGUGAAGCUGGUGGGAGUGAUACCCAGCGGUUUGCCGGAGCCCGUUCUGCCGCGCCUCGAUCUCGUGCCGAAGGUGGCCCUGGACUCGAUUGCCAUUGCCGUCGUCACCUAUUCGAUCAUCAUGUCCAUGGGCCUCACAUUCGCCCGCAAGCACGGCUACGAGGUGCGCGCCAAUCAGGAGCUCUUUGCCAUGGGCAUUGGCAACAUUGUCGGCGGCUGCUUCUCCUGCAUACCCAUGGCCUGUUCGCUGUCACGAUCGGUCAUCCAGGACCAGACGGGCGGCGUGUCGCAGAUAGCCUCCCUGGUAUCUGCCUCCCUGGUGGUGGUCACCCUCAUGUGGAUUGGACCCUUCUUCAGUGACCUGCCACGGUGCGUUCUUGCUGGUGUGAUCAUAGUGGCGCUGAAGCCGAUGUUCAUGCAGGCCAGGGAGCUGAAGAAGUUCUCCAAGCAGGGCAAGCUGGAGAUGUUCACCUGGAUAUCCACCUUCCUGUGCGUGGUGCUCAUCGACAUAGACAUUGGUCUGCUGAUCGGCAUCUGCAUCUCUCUGCUGGCUCUGUACAUUAAGGGCCUGAAGCCGUACUCCUGUCUGCUGGGCUACAUGCCCGAGUCGCCCGGCAUCUACAUGGACCUCAACCAGCACCGCAACGCAAUGCAAGUGCCCGAGACGCGGAUCUAUCGCUACAGCGGAUCCCUCAACUUUGCCACCAGUCUGUUCUUCCGUCGGUCGCUGUACGAGGCGGUCGGCCUGGACAAGAUGCCGCUCAGCAGCCCCAGUCCGAGCAGGACGGCAGGCAACAAGUCCAGCUAUUCGCCUGUGUCGCAAAACGGGGGCAAGGCCAACAAUGGCCAGCUCGUGGAGGCUUCGGACAUGUUCAAGAUCCUCAUACUGGACUUCUCCAUGCUGGGACACAUAGAUGUGGCUGGCUGCCGCACGCUCAGUGACCUGAGCAAGGAGCUGAAGGUGAGGGGAGCACGUCUCCUGCUGGCUAGCCCCGUGGAUCGGGUAUACGACACACUGGUGCAUAGCAUGGCCCUCAGCGAGGGCCCCUUCGAGAUUUUUCCCACCUUGCACGAUUGCGUCGAGUAUGCCAAUGCCUGUCGAACUGCGUGAGAGUCGUCGUCCCCACGCAGGGACGAUGUGGAGCGGGGAGCACGCGUUUUGUGAUAUGUCCAAGUGAUAGCUUGCGAAUCGUAGCACCAAAACCCUUUUCUAGCUGCUAAGUCCUAUUUUAAACUGAAUGCAAACAAACGUAAGCGUCAACAAUCAAUCGUAAGUGCGCGUAAGUGUCUCCUCAAAGAGUUUACAACAACCCAAACGCCGGAUACAAUAAUAGAUUUUGUACUUAAAGUCAGGUCAAGCACUUAAGCACCGAAGACACGAUCAAUUUAUUUAUUGAUUUUGCAAUGCAAUUUGUACCAAAAUGAACACACAGUUAGAUCCUAAGGAUAUGUAAAUUGUACAUAAAUAUAAAACUGAAACUGUUAUCAUUUA